GUCAAGAUUAUGAUUGUGGGAGAUUCCAUUUCCCAUGGCUCUGAGGGCGAUUACACCUGGCGAUAUCGACUUUGGCAAUGGCUCCGCGCGAGCAACGUCGCUUUUGAUUUCGUAGGCCCCUGGACUGGGACCUUCGAACCUCCAGAGCCGCUCCCACCACAACCUCCUUUACUUCAGGGAGAGGUCGCACCUCCUACGCCUGACCACGUGAGCGGAGGUUAUGCGUUGGACGUCGACCCUGCUUUCGACAAGGACCAUUUCUGUCACUCUGGUCGUCAAGCGGCUCAAAUGAAGAAUACCAUUGCUGCCCAGGUCGCCACGUAUCAACCGGACUAUGUCCUUGUUGAGCUCGGCUUCAACGACCUCGGGUGGUUCAUCAGCGGGCCGGACGGGUUACUGUCGGACAUGAAGACCUUGAUCGACAACGCUCGGGGCGCAAAAGGCAACAUCAAAUUCGCUGUUGCCAAUGUUCCUUACCGCACUCGGAUCGGUGGUCGAGAAGAUUUGCCUAUCAUCACUGACGAGUACAACUCCAUGUUGGAUUCAGCCAUCCCAUCCUGGAGCACCUCAAAUUCUCCGAUUAAGUUGGUUCUGUUCCGGGAAAACUAUAGCUGCGAACUUGAUAACUGUCCAGCUGGAAUCGACGGAUUGCACCCAAACCAGUUUGGAGAAUACCAGAUUGCGCAAGCGUUUUCGCGUGUCCUCAAUAGUGAGUAUGGAUUUGGAUCAAGCGCACUUGAUGUCCCGGCGAACCUGCCAGCCAAGCCAUGUCCUGCUCCUACAAACGUCAAAGCCACAACCGCUCCUUAUGGGGUCGCCGUCACUUGGGACAAAGUGUACGGCUCCCGUGGGUACAGAAUCAAGAGCAAGAGAAGCAGUUUUGGUGACUGGACCGAGACUUUCUAUGCAAUUUCGACAAACCGCUAUAACCAGAUCUGGGUUCUCGAAGGCGAAACUUGGGAAUACCAAAUCCGAACCGACUGUGGCGACGCGACGAAGUCAGAUUAUUCGGAAGUAGUAUCUGCUGUUGUGAGCCAAACUGUUGCGCCCGGCCCAAAGAAUGUCGUCGUCAACCCGACCGCGAAUGGAUUCAGCGCCAGGUGGGACCCGCCAGACGGCGGCUACAACAUCGAUUUGUACGAGGUAUUCUCGUACGAUAUUGACGAGCCCUGUGUCUUCCUGCUCUCCAGAGGAAUCAAGGGGAAUUCCAUCACGGUAAACGCCUUGACGCCAGGUCACAGGCACAUCGUCGCGAUAAGCACUUGGACCGAUCUAGGCCCUGGGUUCCCAACAGUACCUUGGUCGGUCAUGCCUGGGGCUGGAAUGCCGGCCCCCCCUCAAGGCUUGGAUGUCGAGACCCAAGACGGCGUUACGGUUGUAAUGACGUUCACUGGGAGCGAAGGAGCAGCCAACUAUCGAGCAUGGGUUCGAAACGUCAACAAUGCUUCAGAUGUUUUACACUCCGACAAUACUGUCGUCAAUUCACCUUGCAUCGGCAUUACUUUUCUCUUCCCAGGUGUUUGGAAUUACGAGUUCUGUGUCACAGCAACGAACGGAAAUCUCGAGUCUGGAAAAUCCGACUGCGUUAUG
This is a messenger RNA of Trematosphaeria pertusa, 1590 nucleotides long. RefSeq lists its product as uncharacterized. The transcript is spliced from 2 exons. The annotation marks the transcript as partial. The record is from RefSeq and is a predicted model, not a curated record. Gene Ontology annotation, molecular function: protein binding; phosphatidylcholine lysophospholipase A1 activity. Lineage: Eukaryota; Fungi; Ascomycota; Dothideomycetes; Pleosporales; Trematosphaeriaceae.